Molecule: messenger RNA, 2035 nt
Organism: Lutra lutra (Eurasian river otter)
Lineage: Eukaryota; Metazoa; Chordata; Mammalia; Carnivora; Mustelidae
Gene: SCARB2
Product: scavenger receptor class B member 2
Exons: 12
Coding region: 203-1639 (478 amino acids)
Biological process (GO): receptor-mediated endocytosis; protein targeting to lysosome
Cellular component (GO): membrane; lysosome; cytoplasm
Molecular function (GO): scavenger receptor activity
Source: RefSeq, a predicted model, not a curated record
ACUGCCCCAGCCGGGGAAACCGAAAGCGAAGCGGCUCGUCCCACUCGCCGGCGGCCGGCCGGGUGCACGCGAGCCGGGAGCCCAGCCCCGGAGCCGGGGGCCGCGGGCGCCGCAGGGUCGCGGGUGUCGAGGCCGCCGCAGCCGCGGCCCCUCCCUGGUUCCGCGCGGUCGCGGGCGGGCGGGCCCGGGAGCGGCGCGCGGGAUGGGCAGGUGCUGCUUCUACACCGUCGGGACGCUGUCCCUGCUCCUGCUGGUGACCAGCGUCACGCUGCUGGUGGCCCGGGUCUUCCAGAAGGCCGUGGACCAGACGAUCGAGAAGAAUAUUGUGUUAAGGAAUGGUUCCGAGACUUUUGACUCCUGGAAGAAGCCCCCUCUGCCUGUGUAUGCCCAGUUCUAUUUCUUCAACGUCACCAAUCCAGAGGAGAUCCUCAGAGGGGAGAUCCCUCGGUUAGAAGAAGUGGGUCCGUAUACCUACAGGGAACUUAGACACAAAGCAGAUAUUCAAUUUGGAGAUAAUGGAACAACGAUUUCUGCCGUUAGCAACAAGGCCUACGUUUUUGAACGAAAUCAAUCUGUUGGAGACCCUAAAGUUGACUUAAUUAGAACAUUAAAUAUUCCUGCGGUGACUGCCAUGGAGUGGGCGCAGCUCCGCUUCCUGCGGGAGCUCAUCGAGGCCCUGCUGAAGGCCUACCAGCAGACGCUCUUCGUGACCCGCACCGUGCACGAGCUGCUCUGGGGCUACAAAGACGAGAUCUUGUCCCUCAUCAACGUCUUCAAGCCCGAGAUCUCGCCCUAUUUUGGCCUGUACUAUGGGAAAAAUGGGACUAAUGAUGGAGACUAUGUUUUUCUAACCGGAGAAGACAAUUACCUCAACUUUUCAAAGAUUGUGGAAUGGAAUGGAAAAACAUCCCUUGACUGGUGGACAACAGACAGAUGUAAUAUGAUCAAUGGAACGGAUGGAGAUUCUUUUCACCCCUUGAUAGACAAAGAGGAAAUUCUUUAUGUCUUCCCAUCUGAAUUUUGCAGAUCAGUGUACAUAACUUUCAGUGACUUCGAGAGUGUGCGGGGACUGCCUGCCUUCCGCUAUAAGGUGCCUGGAGAGAUACUAGCCAACAGCUCGGACAAUGCCGGCUUCUGUGUGCCCAAAGGAAACUGCCUGGGCUCGGGGGUUCUGAACAUCAGCAUCUGCAAAAACGGUGCACCUAUUAUUAUAUCUUUCCCACACUUCUACGAAGCAGACCAGCAGUUCGUUUCCGCCAUAGACGGCAUGCAUCCCAAUAAGGACGAUCAUGAGACAUUUGUGGACAUAAAUCCUUUGACUGGUAUUAUUCUAAGAGCCGCGAAGAGGUUCCAGAUCAACGUUUACGUCAAGAAGUUAGAAGACUUUGCUGAAACGGGAAACAUUAGAACCCUGGUUUUCCCAGUGAUGUAUAUCAAUGAGAGUGUUCUCAUUGAUAAAGAGACUGCAAGUCGACUGAAGUCUAUGAUUAACACCACUUUGAUCGUCACCAACAUACCCUACAUCGUCAUGGCGCUGGGCGUGUUCUUUGGUUUGAUCUUCAUCUGGCUUGCGUGCAGAGGACAGGGGUCCAUGGAUGAGGGAACCGCAGACGAAAGGGCACCCCUCAUACAAACCUAACCGUGGCCCGAGCUGGGCGCAGGAGCCCUGUGAGCUGUCCUGACCCGGACCAUCCACGUCUACAGGGCAUGUGGCCUGUCCCAGAGAGGAGGGAGGAGACCCCGCGCUGGCGAGUGAGGAGAGCGUCCCGGCGGGAGGUUAAACGACUGACUGACUCGGCUGGCCGUCAGGCUUUAUAAAAUUGUUUGUUUUCCAUGUGUCUGGCAGGUAUUUAAUAAACUCUUGUAUAGUGAUUUUUUUUUUUAAUUGGGUGCUGGUAGCUCCAGAACUGUGUGACCACUGUCGUGGUUAAAAUGUGUCCGCGUGGCUUGUUAACGUCCCUCUGUCUAACCUUCUUCAGUGUGUUUCAGUCACCAACUUUGUGCUUGAAAUAUAUAAAGACGAUUUUCCGUUGUA